Lottia gigantea (owl limpet) is the source of this 252-nucleotide messenger RNA. RefSeq lists its product as hypothetical. The record is from RefSeq and is a predicted model, not a curated record. The annotation marks the transcript as partial. The transcript has 2 exons. Gene Ontology annotation, molecular function: protein binding. NCBI's taxonomy places the organism in Eukaryota, Metazoa, Mollusca, Gastropoda, Lottiidae.
AAACAAGGUGGACCAUCUAGUUUGAUUCUAAGUUGGCAACCACCUUCUGAAAUAGAAGGACCUAUUAUAGGUUAUAUCAUCUACUAUACCAAUGAUGUUGGACUAGAAGAACAACAGUGGGCAGCUCAGGCAAUCAUCGGCAAUAUCACAGAGACCACCAUUCAACGUCUUAAUAUGAAUCUAACCUAUUAUUUUAAAGUUCGAGCUAGAUUCAACAUGAUGUUUGGUCCUAUCUCUGAUAUUGUCCAGUUU